This is a messenger RNA of Malus domestica (apple), 933 nucleotides long. The record is from RefSeq and is a predicted model, not a curated record. NCBI's taxonomy places the organism in Eukaryota, Viridiplantae, Streptophyta, Magnoliopsida, Rosales, Rosaceae.
AUGUUACAAUUUGGUAAGGUUAAUUCUAUGGAAGAAGAGAAGAUGAAUAGUUUUGGAAUGAAACAGGGAGAGAAGAAUGAGAAAGCACAUGUUCAGAAAUUUUUGGCUACUGAAGAUGCACUGAAAAAAGCUGCAGAAGUUAGGGAUCUAUGUCAAAAACUUAUUAAACGCUUGCAUGGCAAUACUGAUGUAAUUUCUUCAGGAACAUCACAAAAUGUGGGCAGUCUUAGGCAACUUGAGCUGGAGGUUUGGGCCAAGGAAAGAGAAGUUGCUGGCUUGAGGGCUAGCUUGAAUACACUGAUGUCUGAAAUACAACGCUUAAAUAAAUUAUGUGCGGAAGGGAAAGAAGUUGAAGGUUCUUUGAAAAAGAAGUGGAAGAAGAUUGAAGAAUUUGAUUACCGCAGAUCAGAACUUGAAAUCAUAUAUACCUCUUUACUAAAAGUUAACAUGGUAAGGAUCUCAGCUUCAAUAGUGCUUAUAAAUUUACUAGUAACUUCAUAUACUGGCAUUGUAUAAGCCAUGUCUCGUCAUUCCAUGAAGUGUCGGCUCUUUUUCUUUAAGUUCCAGGCAAAAGGUCAUAUAUAUAAUGUUGAAUUGUAAUCUUGUCUUGGCCCAAGACAAUUGAUCAGGCCCAUACACAAAGAAAGAUUCAUGCACAUGCUAGAGAGUUCUAGCAAAUUCAAGUUGGUGGAAUGCAUGCAUAAAUAUCCAAGGCUUUUUGUAGAAAGAUCUAGAAUCUUGUAAAAUUGUGUGGUUGUUAAGCACUAGCUAGAAAGUUCUAGCAAUGUCAAAGUUGGCAAACGUUGCCUAUAAAUAGGUGAGGUGCUAAGCUAUGUGAUGUAACAACCAAGAGAGCAUGUAGUGAGAAGUGAGAGUGCCAAGUGAGAAGUGAGAAGAAGCAACAAAGCUUCUAAGAGUGUUUGAGUGUUUCCU